CACAAAUACUCACACUCACACGCCUAUAAUUAAUCAUCGAGUUGAUUGUAUAUUUUUCUAACAUAUCAAUGGAAAACCCCACAUCUUCCCUCUCACCAAUUAACCCUCUAACCCAUUUCUAUAGGGUUCUUAGCAUUGAUGGUGGAGGCGUUAGAGGAAUCAUUCCUGGUGUUAUUCUUGCCAAACUCGAGUCUCAACUUCAGGAGAUAGACGGUGAAGAUGCAAGGAUUGCAGAUUAUUUUGAUGUAAUUUGUGGAACAAGUACAGGAGGUCUCAUUGCUACCAUGUUAGCAGCUCCUAAUCCAAAGGCCAAUGACCGUCCUAUAUUUGCUGCCAAAGAAAUUGUGCCAUUUUACCUUCAAAACUUGCCAUUUAUUUUUCCACAAAAAAGUGGAAUAUUUGCGCCACUACUAAACAUAACAAAAGCUUUCACGGGACCUAAGUACAAUGGAGAGUAUCUUCAUAAGGUGAUAAAAGACAUGAUAGGGAAUACACUCUUGAGCCAAACUUUGACAAACGUUGUUAUUCCAACUUUUGAUGUCAACAAUUUUCAACCUACCAUUUUUUCCUCCUAUCAGAUAGGAUGUGAUCCAUGUUUCGAUGUACCACUGUCAGAUAUUUGCAUAGCCACGUCGGCAGCUCCAACAUAUUUGCCAGCUCACUAUUUCGAAAAAAAAGAUGAACAAGGGAAAGUCAUCAAAGAAUACAAUCUCGUAGAUGGUGGUGUGGCUGCUAACAAUCCGAGUAUGGUUGCAAUUAGAGAAGUGAUCAAGGAUGUUGUAAGGCAACCGGGUGAGAAUGAUAUAGGGUAUGAUCGUUUUCUUGUUAUCUCGAUAGGAACUGGAUCAAACAAAAGUGAACAUAAGUACAAUGCUAAAAUGGUAGCUAAAUGGGGUGCUUUCACUUGGUUAUUCAAUUCUGGAUCAACUCCAAUUCUAGAUUGUUUCAACGAAGCAAGCACUGAUAUGGUUGAUUACCAUAACUCUGUUCUUUUUACUGCACUUCAGUCUCAAGACAACUAUCUCCGAAUUCAAGACGAUACAUUACAGGGAGAAUUAGCAUCUGUUGAUGUAUCUUCUAAAGAAAAUUUGAAUAAUCUGGUAAAAGUGGGUGAGCAGCUAUUGAAGAAAAAAGUUACACGAGUGAAUCUAGAUACAGGCAUAUAUGAAUCAGUUCCACAUAAAGGCACAAUCGAAGAAGAACUCAAAAGGUUUGCUAAUUUACUCUCUGGGUUAAGAAAACACAAAAAGUCCAACCCAAAAAAAGGCAAGUAAAUGAACACCAGGUUGAAUAUAUCAAUCCAUUGUCGAAGUCCUAUCUUAACUCCUGUACAAUAUCAUGAUGCAAGCGUCUAACAUUUUCUACUACCUUAAUUGUGAAUUAAAUAAUUGUUGUUGAUUGUCAAAGUUAAGAAUACAAAAGAUUUCAUUUAAUAAUGUUUUACUGAUUGCACCACAAGUACAAUUAUAUUGCCAUUUGCUCUUGCUCACAAAUUUAUAUGUUUUUUAUUUAAUUCAACGCAGGUUGAGUUGAAUUGAAAAAUAGAAUCCAUAGGUUAUAAGUCGUAAGCCAGGUUGUGGAUUGGACUUUUUCAGCCCUACAAACUCUAAGCAACCUGUAUCAUAAAAUGUAUUUACAUAAAAUAAUGAAGCUUAGUGGAAAGACUUUGUUUUUUUUUUUUUUGGUCAUCUCAAUCCUAACAUGUAACUCACCUAUUAAAGUAGGUCAACUCACCAACUCUAGAAUGAAUGCUCUUCAUUUUCUAUUCA
Messenger RNA from Cicer arietinum (chickpea), 1769 nucleotides. Its product is annotated as patatin-like protein 1. Lineage: Eukaryota; Viridiplantae; Streptophyta; Magnoliopsida; Fabales; Fabaceae. Gene Ontology annotation, molecular function: glycerophospholipase activity; monoacylglycerol lipase activity. Gene Ontology annotation, biological process: lipid metabolic process. The record is from RefSeq and is a predicted model, not a curated record.